AUGUCGACGUUGCCAAAGCUGCCAUUGGAGUUGCUUGAGCUGAAUAUAUGUCAGUAUCUGGACGUGAAGGCCAUUUUACAGCUCGGUCUCGUUAAUCGUACCUUUCAAGAUAAUAUCACACAGUGUUCAAAGCUUUGGAAAACAUUAAUGAUUUACCAUUUCGGCUACAUGAGUAAGUCACAAUUACCUCAGGUAGAAAAAAGUAUAGAUGACGACAACAAAACAAGUGAGAUCAGAUGGAGAACAGUGUUUGCUGUGGCUUGGCAAGAUUCGAUCGCGCUAACUCAAAGUACACUUCGUGAAAUCGAUGUGCUGCGAUUGUACCGUAAACAAGCUUGUAACAAUGUGUCACUACUGCUUCAACCUAAAGAGGCUUGGAUUCGACAGGAAGUUAUACUUAUGGAAGGACUACGACGAAUUCCAAAAAGUAAAAAACUGAUCCAGCUGUACGCUGAAGUAAUUCGACAGGCUCAGCUCGUUGCUCGUAUCGGUGGUGCUGGCACUGAAUGGACUUUGCACGGAAAAUUUGUAUAA
This is a messenger RNA of Plasmopara halstedii, 534 nucleotides long. RefSeq names its product F-box domain. The record is from RefSeq and is a predicted model, not a curated record. The coding region runs from base 1 to 534 and encodes 177 amino acids. The transcript has a single exon. Lineage: Eukaryota; Oomycota; Peronosporomycetes; Peronosporales; Peronosporaceae. Gene Ontology annotation, molecular function: protein binding.